CCUCACAUCCUUCACCUAGGUAGAUUUUAUGUCUCUGCAAUUCAAUCUGCAACGUUCGAUUUCCUACUUUGAACUGUACUAGAAAGGCAAAGUCGUGGCAGGCGGCAGCAGCUGUUUAGGUGGGUACUUGGUGUCAGGAUUACAGUAGCUGACCGCCCAGGCGCAACCCCGGCAGUGUAAGGCUUCUUGUAUUAGUGAGGUGCCUACCUUAGGUACAUUAUGUACCUAAUGUAUACCUACCUAGGUAUGUGCAGAUUUUUUGCGUUAAAAAAGGGAAAGAGCGAAUGCCUGGAAUAAAACUUGAAAUAACUACCUAGGUUAGGUAGUUGGUCAUUUGCACAAGAUCAAUUUCAUUCUAAACUUCAACAUUGUCACGUAUCGUUAAUACUACUACUUACCUACCUUAGGUGCCUCUUCUGAAGUUGACGUGUUUAUACAACCUUGAACAAUGUCUUCGCCGAACCUCACUACCAUACCUUUGGAAAUACUCUUCCUGAUCGUUUCACACCUCAAUAGACGAGACUUUACAGCUGCUCGCUUGGUCUGUAAACAACUUGAAGGCUCGCUCUUCCGAGAAUUCGCUCAAAAAUACUUCACUAUGAUCCGUUUCAUGUGUACCGAAUAUAGCCUACAGGCUCUUGCGGACAUCUCAGAGUCCCGCCUGUCGCCCUACCUAAAACACGUAGUUAUUGAGGCAAGUCUCCAUUUCGAACACUUCGAUGGAGCUCAUGAAUACGACAGUAGUGACGACUUGUCUACCGAGAUGCAAGUCAGUAUCAACAAGUUUACCCAACUAGCCGCCGACCAGUUAGCAUUUCUAAAUACUGGACGCCAUCAGCAAUUACUUAUCAAAGCCUUUCGUAAUCUAAAACUCGAAAGAGUCGGGAUUUGUGAUUCGGUUCGCGACAAUCCGUGCAAUUGCGCUAGCCAUAAGGCCAUCAGUUUAGGAACUUCCCAGGUCUAUAGGGAAAUCGGCGCCUCGCCCUAUACAUUUCGUGUAGGGAGGCCUCGUCGGACACCCUUAUCUGGAAUCAACAGGUGUGUGCAGCCUGUACUAUUUGCGCUAGGAGAAUCAAGAUCAAGGCCGAGACGACUUGAUAUUUGCGCAAUGAUGGAUCUAUUGAAUGAUGAGCAAACAUUUCACAUCCCUAGCUUUGCGAAAGAUACUAUCUUGCCUAUAAUCUGUGGGCUAGAAAUUAUCGAUUUUGGGUUCAACCUGGGUUGCUCCUUUCCACGCCUGAUUUCACCAAAUGUUAGAAGCUUGGAUUUAUUCGGGGAGUAUUAUUUAUACACAUUCCUUUCACAUGCAACCCGUCUCGAAGCCUUACAUCUCAGAGGCAUGCAGUGUGAAGUGGUGGAGAUAUGUUCCAGUUGUUAGGGGCUCCGAUUUCAUUUAAUGAAAACGGAAGACCACCUAAGCUCAAGCCGCUAGAGUAUACGAAAGUCUAUGAGUGUGAGAUUAAGAAGUGCCUGACUUGGACGACGGACGUCUUUUCUCUUAUUCGAAAAUGCUCUAGCCUCCGAAAAUUAACCCUUAUUGAUAUAGGUUUCCUGGAGUGGGA
Messenger RNA from Daldinia decipiens, 1562 nucleotides. RefSeq lists its product as uncharacterized. NCBI's taxonomy places the organism in Eukaryota, Fungi, Ascomycota, Sordariomycetes, Xylariales, Hypoxylaceae. Gene Ontology annotation, molecular function: protein binding. The record is from RefSeq and is a predicted model, not a curated record. The coding region runs from base 449 to 1378 and encodes 309 amino acids. The transcript has a single exon.